This is a messenger RNA of Stomoxys calcitrans (stable fly), 1359 nucleotides long. It is a transcript of the gene Torsin, whose product is annotated as torsin-like protein. Bases 188 to 1225 code for a protein of 345 amino acids. The transcript has 2 exons. NCBI's taxonomy places the organism in Eukaryota, Metazoa, Arthropoda, Insecta, Diptera, Muscidae. Gene Ontology annotation, biological process: cellular response to misfolded protein. The record is from RefSeq and is a predicted model, not a curated record. Gene Ontology annotation, molecular function: ATP hydrolysis activity; ATP binding.
AGACUUUAGCUUGCAUAAAUUUGCCUAGAUUGCUACCAGAAUACACCUAAUGUACCUUGACUGCUACCUACUAGUCGUCGUUGCCGCGCUGUUUACACUUUUAGCCGUGGUUUCACUACGUGUCGAAUAAAGAAUUGAAUUAGGGGAAUUUGACUUUGAGCAGAUUCCUGAGAAUAGCCACUUUACAAUGAGCAAUGAUUGGUGUAUAAAAUUAGUUGUAACCCUCGCACUAUGUUGUCUAAGACCAACAGGUAUCCUUGCACUUUUCGACCCUUUAUCAAUGGGUUUGGCAGCGGGAGCAGCACUGGGUUUGUACAAGUAUGAAACCCUGAAAGAUCAAACCUACUGUCGUUUUCGAGAGUGUUGCAACGAUCGAUAUAUUCCUGCAGACAUUAGCCAAUUAGAAAAAGAUUUAAACAAUAAUUUAUUCGGUCAGCAUAUUGUGAUUCAACAAUUAAUACCUGCUUUAAAAGCACACUUUUCUGAAGCACGCAACUCAAAGAAACCUUUGGUAAUUAGUUUCCAUGGAACACCUGGGACUGGAAAAAACUUUGUGUCCGAGAAAAUAGCUAAGCGUAUUUAUGCGGAGGGAAUCAGGAGUAACUAUGUUCAUAGGUACAUAGGUAGAAGUGCCUUCCCUUACGAGUCGGAGGCUAAACACUAUAGUGAACGCUUGCUCAAAGAAGUGCGCUCAGCGAUUUCUGCAUGCCCAAGAUCGCUCUUUAUAUUUGAUGAAGUUGAUAAAAUGCCUCCACUUGUCUUUGAUUCCCUUACCUCGCUGAUAAACUUUAACACAGUUAUUGAUGGUGUUGAUGGUACAAAGGCAAUAUUUAUAUUUUUAUCCAACACUGCUGGUGUGCAUAUUUCCGAUCGACUGGGGCAGCUUAUCAAAGGUGGAACGUUACGUGAAGAUACGAAAUUAAGUCAUUUUGAGCAAACUUUGGAAAAAGGAGCCUACAACUUGGAUGGAGGUCUUAAGAAAACUAGCCUUAUAGAAUCCCAUCUAAUAGACCAUUUUAUUCCAUUUUUGCCACUCGAGAAGUCGCAUGUUUACAAAUGCGCUCAAGCAGAGUUUAACGCCUGGGGAAAGAAUCCCAAAGAAGAAGUCAUAGAACGAGUUAUAAACGACUUCAUCACCUAUGAUAGAACUCACAGUAUUUUUGCCACAUCCGGGUGUAAAAAGCUUGUCAACAAAGUCGCCGUGGAGGCCAACGCACAUUUAUAACUCUAAUUAUAUUUGUACUUGUUUUUUUUUUAAGCAUAUUAUGUGAAUUUUAUUGCUUUUCUAUUUAUAAUGUUUCAUUUUUAUAACGUUGUUAACAAGUCGAGAUAUUAAUAAACCUCUUAAUUUUUCUACCA